GCACGUCGCGGCACCACGUGUGCUCCGGAUUCGAUCUCCUCGUCGUCGGCGAACGCGCACAAUACAAUCGUCGCGCGAUACAUCGUCGGCCCGACGCUUUUCACUGGGAUUUUCGAUCGCGCCAGCGGUUUCGUGUUUUUUGCCACCUUCCUCUCCCACCAGCCUCUCUGUCCGUCGUUCAGUGAUUACUCAGCGGUGUGAUCGGAGAAGCGCGGUGAUAAACGGACGACUCGACUCUGCCUUUCUCGACGGUAACGGUUUACGGUAACCGUAGUGUGCGUGAUGCGGUGAACAUGGUGCUACGAGGGAUCUAAGGGAUCUAUGGAUGAUCAGCGACCUAACUUUUUUCCACAAUCGAAGAUACUUCGCCUAACAAUACGCUGCGAACUAACACGGCGUAACAUUGGAAAAUAAAUAUGAUGUGCGCGCGUUAUUUGUACGCGACAAGGGUAUUCGUUAACAAACGACGACGAGGGACGUGCGAGUCUUCCCGACGGUUCGUGAAGAUUGAAAAUUCCCGACGGGUGUGCCGAUAAACAUCGUCUUCCGCGUAAGUCUCUCGGAGAAAGGGCGGUCGCGGCUGUGUAAUAGCCCGGCGUCUCGGUGCAAUCAGAUUCUACAGAGAUAUCCUGCCAGCAGGUAUUCCAGAAAGCGGGGAACAAGCGCGAACUUAUUGUUAGUUACCGGGCGGAAUCGGGAGAGACGAGACAUGUCGAACAAUUUAGCUGCGACUACAAAGCCACGCUGCAGACGUCGGUGACUCUAGUCGAACUGCAGGAUUUCUGCGCAGAAAAAUUGCGUUGCAACACGGGUAUCCUGCGUAACACGCAUCGGCGACUAUCGACGUAAAGCAGCCGCGGCGGUGAAGUCCGGGUGUCGGCGAGAGAAACGAUGAACGAAUCUAGACGAGCCGGGAACGUAGCGGCGCGAUAAUAAUAAUAUGUGGACAACGCGGCCACGGACCAGGCGAAAGUCGCGACAACCGUCGACCCCGUCGUGCAAGGGACGCGAUAAUCGGACGUGGAAUCGCCGUCGGGACAGCUUUCGCAUCAUCUAUUCGGUGAUAUUGGCGGCCUGCAUGGCGACGCAAGAAGCGAGAUGCGCCAAGUGCCCGCCACCGGACACAAUACCCGGCUGCCCGUGCUACAACUUCGAGAACGGCGGUCUGUUCCUGGAGUGCGCAGGUGCCACCGAGGAGUCCCUCAGGAACGCUUUGUCCGGCGUGAUACAUGCCGCCGGCGAUGAAGGCGUGCUCGUGCAAUCGUUGAGCGUGUACGAAUUAGACCGAAAAGUAGAGGAACUUCGGUCCGCCGCUUUUCCGGCGGGCUCGCAAAUUAGGCAUCUGCAAAUAUCGCAUUCCGCGAUCCGCGAGAUAAGCGAGAAUGCUUUUGAGCGACUAAGCAAAAGCCUGGAAUCCUUGGCACUCGUAUCCGGCCGACUAGCUCAGGUACCUCAAAAGGCAAUGGGCACGCUGAGCCUACUCAAAGCGCUGGACCUCGAGGCUAACCUCGUUCAAGAGCUGCCCAGCUUCAGCUUCUACGGGCUCUCCUUGAUCAAGCUAAACCUCAAGGGUAAUCAAAUCAUGAAAAUCUCCGAAUAUGCCUUCGCCGGGCUCGAGGGCACGCUGAAGGACCUGGACCUGGCGGAGAACAAGAUCCGGCUGUUCCCCAUGACUUCCCUGAGACGAUUGGAACACCUUACGUCCUUAAGGCUCGCGUGGAACGAGGUGUCGCAGCUGCCGGAGGACGGCUAUUCCAGGCUGGACGCCUUGAACUUCCUCGAUCUCAGUAGCAACAAUUUCAAGGACAUACCGCUCAAUUGCUUUCGCUGCUGUCCGUCCCUCAAGACCCUGUCCCUUUAUUACAACGCGGUCGAGUCGGUGGACAAGGAUGCCUUCAUAUCGCUGAUUGACCUUGAGUCGAUUGAUCUCAGCCACAACAAAAUCGUGUUCCUCGACGUGGCGACCUUCCGUGCCAAUCAAAAACUCAGGUCGAUCGAUCUCAGCCACAAUCACAUACACUACAUCCGCGGCGUGUUCUCGCGGCUGCCCGAGCUGAAGGAGCUCUUCCUUGCGGAGAAUAACAUCCUCGAGAUACCCGCGGAGACGUUCUCCGGCAGCACGAGUUUGUCGGUCGUAUACCUGCAGCAAAACGCCAUCAGACGGAUCGACGGCCGUGGCCUCGCGACGCUCAGCCAACUGGCGCAGCUGCACCUGAGCGGCAACUACAUCGAGAAGGUGCCGCGCGACUUCCUCGAGCACUGCGAGAACCUGUCGACGCUCUCGCUCGACGGCAACAACAUCCGCGAGCUCGAGGUAGGCACGUUCGCCAAGGCGAAGCAACUGCGCGAGCUGCGGCUGCAGGACAACCAGAUCACCGAGGUGAAGCGCGGAGUGUUCGCGCCGUUGCCGUCGUUGCUGGAGCUGCACCUGCAAAACAACGCAAUCACGGACAUGGAGACGGGCGCGCUCAGGUCCCUGCACAGUCUGCAGCACGUGAAUCUGCAGGGCAACCUCUUGGCGGUGCUCGGCGACGUGUUUCAGAUAUCCAACGACGUCGGGCAGAGUGAAAGCAGCGGUAGCUCGUUGGUGUCCAUUCAGUUGGACAACAACGGCCUCGGCGUCUUGCACAAUGACUCGUUAAGAGGUCAAGCCUCGGUCAGGAUCAUGUGGUUGGGGCACAAUAGGCUGACUCGUUUGCAAGCGCCAUUGUUCCGAGACCUGUUGCUGGUGGAGCGGCUCUACCUCACCAAUAAUUCCAUCUCGCGGAUCGAGGACACCGCGUUCAAGCCGAUGCAGGCGCUCAAGUUCCUCGAGCUUAGCAUGAACCGGUUGAGUCACGUAACCGUCAAGACCUUUUCAGAGCUGCACGAGCUCGAGGAACUCUACCUGCAGGACAACGGCCUGCGACGUUUGGAUCCUUACGCCUUGACCGCCCUCAAGCGACUGCGUGUGCUCGACUUGGCGAAUAAUCACCUCAACGUGUUGCACGACAAGAUCUUCCAGGAGGGCCUACCGAUCAGAACGCUCAACCUGAAGAACUGCACCAUCACCGUCAUCGAGAACGGCGCCUUCCGCGGACUGAAUAAUCUCUAUGAACUGAAUCUCGAGCACAAUCACUUCACUGCCACCGCUCUAGACCGUCUCGACAUACCGGGGCUGAGGGUCCUGAGAAUAUCGUACAACAACUUCAGCCAGAUCAACGGCAACUCCUUGGACGGCUUGCCAUCUUUACAGCAUCUCGCGAUGGACUCGUCGCAGAUCAGCAGGAUGCCAGCCGAGAUCUUCUCGAAGAACAAGAAUCUGGGGAAACUGUUACUCAGCAACAAUCGACUCAGGGUACUACCAGCGACGUUGUUCCUAGGCCUGGAGGUGCUCAAGGAAGUCAAGCUGGACGGCAACCGGUUCCAGGACGCGCCGUACGAUGUGUUCGCGAACGCCAGCACGGUGGAGUUUCUCUCGCUGGCGAACAACGUGCUCCUGCAGAUGGACAUGUCGCGGCUCAACGGACUCAUCAGCCUGCGCGAGCUCGACCUACGCGGCAAUUACAUUAUGUCCCUCACCGGCUUCUCCACCGCCAAUUUCUCCCGUCUGAUAUCCGUUGAUCUGAGUCACAAUCACCUGGCGGCUCUGCCGGCCAACUUUUUCGCCCGCUCGAACAUGCUGCGUAAGAUCGAGCUGGCGGCCAAUAAAUUCCGUCAGAUACCCGCGGUGGCGCUCACGGCGCAAAAUAUCCCCGGUUUAGCCUGGCUCAACGUCACCGCCAACCCCCUUGUGAGAAUACACGAGAUCAGCUCGGAGGCCAAAUAUCCGGCCUUGCAGGAGAUCCAUAUAUCCGGCACGAACCUGACCAUCGUCACCAGCCAAGACUUCGAGGCGUUUCCCGCGCUGAUGCAUCUUUUCAUGGGCAGCAACAUGAUAUCCCGGGUGUCGCCCAGCGCAUUCCGAAGUCUUCCCAAUUUAUUGACGCUGGAUCUCAGCGUGAACGAGCUGGAGCUGCUGCCGCAGGAGAGACUGAAAGGGCUGGAACACCUGCGACUGCUGAAUCUCACGCACAACUGUUUGAAAGAGCUCGAGGACUUUCCGCCCGACCUCAAGGCUUUGCAAGUGCUCGAUCUCUCGUACAAUCAGAUAAGCGGAGUGGGAAAGAGCACGUUUCAGCAUCUAGAGAAUCUGGCCGAGCUGCAUCUCUACGGGAACUGGAUAUCGUCGAUCUCGCCGGACGCGUUCAAGCCCCUGAAGAAGCUCAGGAUUUUAGAUCUAAGUAGAAACUACUUGGCGAACUUACCGCUGAAUGCCUUUCGACCUCUCGAAACGCAAAUACGGAGUUUACGAGCCGAGGAGAAUCCACUGCACUGCGACUGCGAGUCCCAGGAGCUCUGGGAAUGGCUGCGCGACCAUCAGAAGCUGGUCGGCGGCGGGAUGAGCCGAAAUCGCGGCGGAGGCGGACUGAGGGUGAACGACAUGGACAGCGGUCUACUGCGAUGCGAGCAGCCGCCGGAGCUGCGCGGCCUGGUGUUCCUCGACCUGGACCCGCACGCCUUCUGCUCAGCGCCACUGGUGCUGAAACUGGCGAUCCAGGACAUUCAGCCGUUCUCCGUGCUGGUCUCGUGGCAGAGCAGGAAUCACUCCGGCCUGCGGGGCUACCAAGUGGCCUAUCACGCGUUGGACAACGUCGACGAGGUACGUGCCAAAAUACUCGAGCCGAGCGUGCGCUCGGUGAAACUGUCGAAGCUGUCGUCAAACACCCGCUACCUCAUCUGCGUGUUCGGCCUCGGCAACUGGAUGACGCCGAGCGUCGAGAACAACCCGAGCGCGGAGCAGCUGAACUUCUCGCAGACUGAGAUCCUCGCGUCCACGCCGAGCUCACAGAUGACCGACUCGUCCACCAGCCGCUGCACCGAGGUGAAAACGUUGGACGUGCCGGACGCGAUAAUCAGCAGCGACGGCUCAGCCAUGGGCGACGUUGGCAGUGUCAGCAGCUUCCUGACGCGACGGCUCGGCUUGAUAGUCGGCUGCUGCAUGGGUUUCGUCGUCUUCCUGCUACUGGUGUCCGUGCUCGGCUAUCUCAAGGUCAAGAAACAAAGGGAGGCGGUGAAGCGGGAGCAACAGCCGAUACCGCCCGAGUACAUAUCGUACCGGCACUUCAGCAUACAGAGCGGCGAGGCCGGCCACACCGCUGCCAAGCAGACCAGCAUCCAAGAUGGCCAACAUCCGAGUUUCAUCGGCAGCAUGGGCAACACCACGCUGAACGUAUGAGAAAAGUCACGGAACUCCCGACUCGUGGAGGUCUCGAACGUGUGAGCAGGCCCGAAUCACUCGUCGAUUCGAGCCUGCUGACCGGAUCAGAGGACUCCUGCGACUCGCGGAAGUUUCGAAUCUACAUGCGCCAAAACAAACCAACAAGAGUCUCGAACAGACUGCUAUAUUCGAAUCCCCGCGGCAUGACGCCGCCGCCGAGGUCUCGCGAAAUUGAGACUCGGACUGUCGCGAUCAUCGGCGCGCGCUCGUGCCGCUCUCUGAAGUAUGACACGCACUUCAAGUGCUACACAUAACACACACACACACACACACGCGCGCGCGCGCGCGCGCACGCACGCACACAUACACACAGACACACGUACGACACUGAAACCGAAGAAAAUACACACCCCAUGCACACACAUCGGAGACACUUUUUCACUGUUAUCCCGGAGAUGAUGAUGCGUCGUCGCGGUAACGACGUCUGGCCAAGCCAGAACUAUCGCAAAUCACAUAAACGAACAGCAACGAAGAGUUCGAGCGAGUACGAGCGUUGAGUGAGUGAGUAUAUAUAUUUAUGUGAGAGAAUGCGACGCGCGAAUGGAACCUUACCGAUUAAGUAGCGGAGCAUUUUAUAAGGGAUUUUCUACGAGUCUAAAUUUCGUUCCAAGUAACUUUAAUCACUUUUGCGAAGAGGGGGAGGGCUACAGACGUCAUAUUGGACGAGCGGGAGAUCGGACGGACGGACGGACGGACGGACGGAUAGACGAACGAGAGUCAUCCCCGUGAGAGAGUGUACAGAACAGGAAAUUGGUUUCGGUAAUAUACGAGCGACGUGAGCGCGCGCGCGUCCGCGCACACGAACCACACGCAAGAGCAAAUUCUCUCUCGUAUAGUCUGAAAAAAUCUUACAGCUUUUGAACAAGACAAGAUGUAUUGUAUAGCGAGCGCACUUUCUCCAUCGCCCGCCGAGAGUAAUAAAUAAUGCCGCAUUCAGCCGAGAAACGCGUCAUUGAACUUUGUAUGAAAUUGUCACUCAAUAAAUCGGGACUCUUGAAAUGUUAACAAUGUGCGAUGUAUGGAACGUCGCGCUGAAUACAAUCGAUACGCGCGCGCGCACGCGAUCCGAAAGGCAGAGGCGAUAACGAUAACGGCCGUCGGUAGGGUUUACAGAUACGCGACCGACCCGUCGAGCUGUUGCGAGGAUCCACAAAAAGCUUAAGCAGUAAGCAAAUUAAUCAGUCACAGCUGAAUAUUUUUGAGCGCCGUAAGGAAAAUAAUCAAUUUUGAUUAGUCAAUUUUCUUUCCAAAGAUGCUGGCGCGUCCAAAGCGAUCUUGACAAUGAAAUUUAUUAAAUUGUAAGUAAGGUGCUUCCUGGGUCGUUAAAUCCGAAUUUAAAGUCAAAAUUGCAAAAUUCAAAAUGGUGGACCAAAUAUCCAAAAACUCGUUUGGUUCUCAAAUAAAUUUUUAUCGAGGGUUUCUGGAAGUCGUUAUUUUGAUUAAAAAACGGCACAUUCAAUAUCGCGACGGCAAAUAUAAAAUAAUUAUCAAUUUGUAUAAAAAUUUAUUUUCAGGCAUUUUUUUUAAAUCGGUUGAAUUCGAGAGGAAAGUUUCAGAUAAUAAUAACGGAUCCGAUAGUAGCCGAAAAAUGUAGAAAAUUAUCCAAUUUGCAUGAAAGUUGAAUUUCAGAAAUGUUUGGCUCCAUUUAAUAUAAAUUUAAAAUCGGAGUUUUCGAAUGCAGAUGGAGUAUGUGCGAUCCUAAAACUUGCGGAUAUUUCCGUCAUUAAGAGUCUUUUCUUCCGCCGUUAAGUUAAAGGGUUAAGGGGUUAAGCAGUAAGAUAUAAGCAGUCAGGAAAUUGACUAAUCAAAAUUGAUUAUUCUUCUUACUGUCCAAGAACAUUCAACUGUGAUUGGUUAGGGCCAUGGCACAUGGAAUAACAUAAGCGGUAAGACAUAAGCUGAAAACAAACCGAGCAAGUUGAGAAUAUAAGCAGUCCCCGCUUACAUUUCAUUUAUGAUUGAUCGAUCCACUUACGUUUUUCUAUAUACCAUCCGCUUCACAGAGUCGGACAUAACCUAAACCUAAACCUAAACAAAACCUAAAUCUAAACAAAGCUUCCAAAAAGUUUGAGUAGAUAAACAUAAACAGUAAGGAAAUUAAUCAGUCAGAUCAGUCAAUCAGUUGAAUAUUUUUGGGCCAUAAGAAGAAUAAGCAAUUCUAAUUAGUAAUUUCCUAUCUGCUCACGUCUUACUGCUUAAGUUCUUCUGCCCGGGCCUUAACAUACGGGUGUCGCGUUUUAUUCGCGCGAAGAAUCGAUCGCGGCCGUCGUUCGAGCAGCCGCGGACUAUUUAUCCCGCACUCUUCAGAGGAGGCUGCUCGUUCGUUGUGACGCGUCGCGCUGUAUAAUGCUGUCUCUGUCUUUUUCAAGAAAUAGGAAAUUCGCGGAGUGUACGAGAGACGCGACUGCGAGAGUCGCGCGGCCGCCGCCGAACGACUCUCGAGCGACGCGACGAGAGGGAGAUACGGUAGAUAGACUUUAUCUCGUGUAAUACGACGCGCAUUUGCCGAACGAUUUACGACUAAACACCGCGCUAUUACAUAUCAUCCAGCUUCCAUUCGCGAGCGGGAUCGGACGGCAUGGGCCGGGACGGGUGCGGGUGCGGGUGCGAGGACGGUGGCGGACGGAUGUGAAGUGGCUAUUGUGUUUUCUUAAUGGCUCGGCAAACCGCGCGGUUUAGGACGUCACCGCGCGCCGAUGUCGCAAAAUGGCAUGCCAUUUUGCGGCGAACGCCCGUGACGGUACCAUCAAUUUCCGAUUGGGCCGGGCGGGACGGAUCAGUGGGAAAAUGGGACGCGAAAAAUCGCUCGUCCCUACACACGAUCGAUUGCGCGACUCAGAUUCCCCGGCGUGAUAAGAGGAUAAAGAAUGUGAAGAAAGUGUAAAUGUUAAAGAACGUAUUUCUUUGCACGCUCGUUCGGUUCGGAGCGCUCCGGGAUCCGCGCGGCUCUGCGGAAUGACGCGCGAUCACCAGUUCGCCGACACCGAGAGAACACUUGCGUGCCAUCGCGGAUAUACUGAGGCAAUCAUUCCUUUUUCAUAAAUAUUAAUAUUAGUAGCGACCUCUCGCCGGCUUGAUCGACCUUGACAUACUCUCUAAAAGUGAAUCAGUGAAACUCACUGUUGAUCAGUGAUUAUGCACUGAUUAACAGUGAGUUUCACUGAUUCACUUUUAGAGAGUACAUUGUCAAGGUCAUGACGCUGACUAAUUCGCGAAAAGUUUUAGCCGUCGUUUAUUGCUGAAAAAGUCAUUAACGGAAGGAUUCAUAAAUGAAGCCUAUUGUCCCGAGACAUUGCACAUUAAAAAAUGUUCAACAGUACAUUUAACGAGGGAGGAGCGGAGCCUCUUCCAUGAAAAAGAAUCCAGCCUAACCUAACCUAACCUAAUCCAACCUAACCCAACUUAUUUUUUUUAUAUACGGUUGGACGUUGUUAAAAAGGAUUGUUGGAGGAAGUUAAGGUUUCCUUAAUUCUCUACAACUAAAUUUUUCUUCGUCGGUAUAAAAAGAUUAUGUAACAUGAAACCAGUAAAUAUUAAGCUCCAGAUAUAAAUUAACAAGUUAUUAUUUAUUUACAAACGCGCAUUAUUAACUAACUUACAAUUUUCAAAGAUUUUAUUCUAAAAAACGGUUUGUAACUUACAUUGGAUUACAAUAUCUAUACAUGCACAUAUAAUUUAAGUUAAAAAUAUCGAUAUAUCAGUAUGUACGUAAUUUCAAAAUUACGUGAUGUUACAGAGGUUUAAAACUCACGGUGUAUUGUUUAACGUUUUUAAUGCACACUGUGUCGGAAAAGCAGGCUCUGCUUAUAAAACAUUUUUGUUAAUAAUUUUUCAACAAUAAACAAUGGCUAAAUUUUUUGCAAGUUAAUCAGAGCUAUGUCCUUGACGAUAUAUGACAAGAUCAUCGGAAUCGCGAUGAAAUCGCCACUGAUAUUAAUGUUUACCGAUUCCUUUGUUGUCAAUCGCACGUACGCGCGCGCGCGCGCUAUUUUUAAUGCGAUUCGCUUGAUUUAUAGAGGAAAACAACGUAGAAUAAAUACUGUACGCGAUGUUCAUCGAAUUAACGAACGGACACCGUAUAAAUAGAUCGGAUCGAAUUGAAGACCAAUCGAACGCGAAUCUCUCUCCAUUUCGAGCCCACGGACCUCUGUCUUUCUCUUCCAGUACAGAUAUUUGCGUCGUAUGAUAUUCGCCGAGGAAGCCGCGCGAUCGAGGUGACAUUCUGCGGUUCGUUUAGGAUCUAUAAAUAUACGUGGAACGGUUGUAUAUAUAGGUACACACAUCGUAUCGAGAGCCUAUGUAUUCUACAAGUUUAAGGAUAUCGAUCGACAGGAUUAUUAUCGUAAAGAUCCCGAUGACCUCUUAAUUAACGAGACAUGUAGUUGAAUUUAGCAUCCGCGCAAUGAUUUUUGCGGCGGAAGUUGACGAGACGGGAUCCAUCGGGGCUUUGACCGGUGAUGUCGAUGUAACGCGACGGACUGUGUAACGUAUCGCGCGCAUUAGCAAUGAGCGACGCACACGCUCAUGGAUGGAACGUUUUCGGGAUUCGAUUUAGCUGACGGAUUGACUCGCCCGAUAUCGCCAAUAACCUGUAUAAUUGCCAUGGAUAUUGAAGUCGCGUUUGCCGCAAACGCGACGAAAUAUCGCGCUCGCUGCAAAGGAAUUUUUAAUGUCGGCGCGUUUGCACGCGAGGGAACGCGAGAACGCGAGAGCGCUUCGACAAUUUCGCGCGCGCGCGCGCGCGCCCUGUUCGCGCUUCGACGGGGACGUGAUUAUCGAGGCAAUACGAUAUCCGGAGUGAGCUCGUUAUGAAAAAUUGUUACGGUAUAACGCUAUGCGGAAAAAUGGAGCUCGUAUUCGAACGAUAAUAGUUCAUUAUCGCAUCACGGAUCGCGAGCGAUCGGCGAUGAGAGAACUCGCGCGAGACGGUCGGGAUGAUGAGCAAGGAGAGAGAAGGAUGGAGAGGAGAAGAGAGAGAGAGAGAGAGAGAGAGAGAGAAAGAGAGAGAGAGAGAGAGAGAGAGAGAGAAGAGCUGAAUGUCGGAAAGCGACGCGAAGUCUGUGUAUGCAUUGUCGUUAUACACUGUGUACUGUACCAUAUACGUACGUCACUGUAAUAAAAAUGCAAAUCUUUUUGUAA
Harpegnathos saltator (Jerdon's jumping ant) is the source of this 10438-nucleotide messenger RNA. Its product is annotated as protein artichoke. The transcript is spliced from 7 exons. The record is from RefSeq and is a predicted model, not a curated record. Gene Ontology annotation, molecular function: protein binding. Bases 941 to 5257 code for a protein of 1438 amino acids. NCBI's taxonomy places the organism in Eukaryota, Metazoa, Arthropoda, Insecta, Hymenoptera, Formicidae. Gene Ontology annotation, cellular component: plasma membrane.